GCCCUCAGGUACACACACCAGCAACGGUCACACAGCCCACAGAGGAGUCACUGUUUUCUCGGCUCCAUACGCGCGCACUCGUGGACUCUCCUCAGCCUGAAGGUCGAGUCCCGCAGAAAGAACCGGAGGAGGCACCGAGGAGCAGCGGAGGAGCACCCGGAGGAGCACCAGAGCAGGAUCAGCGGAGGAGCACCAGAGGAGCAGCAGCAGGAGCAGGAGCAGGGCGGAUGUUCAGCUGGGUGAAGCAGGAGCAGGGUCGCAGCCGGGAGGGAGAGAUGUACCAGACGGUGACCGAGGGGCUCCAGAGCCUCUACACGCGGAAGCUGCUGCCGCUGGAGGAGACCUACCUCUUCCAUGACUUCCACUCCCCGGCCCUGGAGGCCGCGGACUUCCAGAGCAAACCCAUGGUGCUGCUGGUGGGACAGUACUCCACCGGGAAGACCACCUUCAUCAGGUACCUGCUGGAGCAGGACUUCCCGGGGAUGAGGAUCGGUCCGGAGCCGACCACCGACGGCUUCAUCGCUGUGAUGUACGGAGAGAACGAGGGAGUGGUCCCUGGAAACGCUCUGGUGGUCGACCCCAAGAAACCCUUCAGGAAACUCAACGCGUUCGGAAACUCCUUCCUUAACAGGUUCAUCUGCUCUCAGAUGCCCAAUCAGGUUCUUCAGAGCAUCAGCAUCAUCGACACUCCUGGUAUCCUGUCAGGAGAGAAGCAGCGAAUCAGCAGAGGUUACGACUUCGCGGAGGUCCUGCGUUGGUUCGGGGAGCGGGUGGACCGCAUCAUCCUGCUGUUCGAUGCCCACAAACUGGACAUUUCUGACGAGUUCUCCGAGGCCAUCAAAGCCUUCAAGGGCCAAGACGACAAGAUCCGAGUGGUCCUGAACAAGGCCGACCAGGUGGACACCCAGCAGCUGAUGCGAGUGUACGGCGCCCUCAUGUGGUCACUGGGGAAGGUGAUUAACUCUCCGGAGGUGGUGAGAGUUUAUCUUGGUUCCUUCUGGGCCAAACCACUGCAGAACACUGAGAACAGGCGUCUCUUCGAGGCGGAGUCUCAGGACCUGUUCAAGGACAUCCAGAGUCUCCCGAGGAACGCUGCCCUCCGUAAACUCAACGACCUGAUUAAGAGAGCUCGUCUGGCCAAGGUGCACGCUUACAUCAUCAGCUACCUGAAGAAGGAGAUGCCGUCUCUGUUUGGACGAGAGAAGAAGAAGGAGGAGUUGAUCAUGAGGCUGCCGGAGAUCUACACCAUCCUGCAGAGGGAGCAUCACAUCAGCCCCGGAGACUUCCCCAACGUCACCAAGAUGCAGGACAUGCUGCAGCACUACGACUUCAGCAAGUUCCCGUCCCUGAAGGUGAAGCUGAUCGAGUCGGUGGACAAGAUGAUGGCCACAAAGAUCGCGGGUUUGAUGGCGAUGAUCCGAGAGGAGGAGUCCAAGGCCCCGCCCACCCUGGUGUCGGGCGGCGCCUUCGAGGGCUCUCAGGACGGCCCCUUCGGCCGGGGCUACGGCGAGGGCAUCAGCGCCGGGGCCGACACGGAGGACUGGAUCGUGAGCCGCGACAAACACCGCUACGACGAGAUCUUCUACACGCUGAUGCCCGUCAACGGCAAGAUCACCGGCGUCAACGCCAAGAAGGAGAUGAUGAACUCGCGGCUGCCGAACACCGUGCUCGGGAAGAUCUGGAAGCUGGCGGACUGCGACCACGACGGCAUGCUGGACGACGAGGAGUUCGCCCUCGCCCAGCACCUCAUCAAGAUCAAGCUGGAGGGUUACGAGCUGCCCUCCGACCUGCCCGACCACCUGAUGCCCCCGUCCCACCGCAAGGACCCCACCGCAGACGCCCUGUACAGCAACACCGAGGACUAGAGCGCCACCAGGGGGCGAGCCCCGGAGAGACUGACAGGAAGUCCACUGCUGCUGGUGCUCAGACUGAGAGGGAACCAAUCAGCAGGCCGACGGCUACAGAGGGUCAAAGGUCAAAGUUCAGGUGUUUUAUAAUGAAGAGCUCGACACUAAGAUGAUCACUUACUGAGUCCAAAUAACCUGCUUUUAUUUUGGUUUAUAUGUCAGUUAUUUUAAAGCAACAAACAACACUUUUAUUGUGAAAGAGAACAGUGUAUCCAGAUAUUUCCUGCUACAGCCACACAACUACCAGAGUUGCAUCCAAUCUGCUACAGAUAUGUAUCCACACAACUCUAUGGCAUUAUAUGAAUUGAUAAUAAUACUGUGUUUUUAUUCUGAAGGCCAAGACACUUUCCAGAUGCCUAACUGUAGAGUUUCCUGUAGAGUGGGGGACGUGAUUAUUCUUUCUCUCCACCUCGUGACCCGAUCGUCCAGAAGAGGAUUAGAGCCUCGUGGAAAAUCCAGAUUCUGAAACUGGGCUGAGUGAGAAGUUUGUUUUCACUAAUCGUCCUCUGCAGCUGGAGGUCAGAGAUGAUCAGUGUGAAGCAUCGAGGGAAACCUCCUCCUGAGCUCCAUCAUUCAAACAUCUGAUAUUUGAAUUAUCAAGCUCAUGUAGGAAUCCUGGUUUUUGAUUGGUUCUCUAAAGUAAACAUUACUGAGAUGAAAAUAUCACCUCAUUAAAAGUUAGAUAUUUCUUUGUGUUGUCAAGGAUGUGAGGAUUAUCUUUAGAUGUAGUUAUUUUAGUGUAGAAUGAGUCAGACUCAGGUCACGAGGUCAAGAGGUCACGAGGUCACGUCUCCUGCAGCUAAUCUCAACCCCCUGAGUCGUCUUUACGUUCGUUGUAAAUCCGACUGGCCGUGUGUUUUGCAGCAGGAAGUCGUUAGUUAGCCCCGCCUCCUCGUGACGAUGGAGUUCAGAGUCAGUCCCCGUCCAGGACGCUGGGUCCAGGGUAUUCUCAGAGGUCAAAGGUCAAAGUCCGUCCUGUUUUAACAGCACCACUGCAGCUCGUCGUUAACUCGUCCCUCGGGGACGGAUGGCGUCCUGAAAUGUGUCCGCUCGCUUCUGUUUCCUCGUAUUGUAAACAUCAGCACAGACGAGCAGAGCGGUGACCUCUGACCUCUGCUGACUGCACACCUUCCUCUCCGUAGAAUCCUCCGCUGCCUUCGUGUCUUAUUUCCAACUCUGGAAGUUCAGACCUCGACUGGGGAGGAAACUUUUUCCACUUCCUGUCACAAAACGACUAGAAGGAUUUGAUGCUGCAGUAAAUCUGAUUAGAUCAAAGUGAAUGUGCCUUUAACUGCAGCAGCGAGGCUCGACCAAUGAAAACAUUUGAUUCUCAUUCAGACGAUUCAUGUUCAACCAUGUGACCUUUGACCCAGAGACACAUGAUCGCACACUAACACUCAAAGUAUAAGUUUAUUGUUGUGAACCUGCGUGUCAACACCAGACGUGUGAUUAAUGAAUCUUCAUAAUGAGAAACCUUCAUAUUCAAAUGACUCUAAUAUCUCAAACUAAAGUUCCCACUCAGGAUGUUUCAUGAUUUUUAUUUUCUCAUCCAGUUAUUCUGGAUUUUCUCUCAUUAUUGUUUUAAACAUUUUUGAAAGUUUCUAUGUUUUGAUCAAGUUUUCAUUAUUGUUAAGACGUCAGGAUAUUUUAUUGGUGGAAAUGUUUCCUUUAUGUUAAAAUGCCUGUAAACUCCUCACUAGUAUGAAACAGUGUCACACCCUGGAUGGAGCUGGAAAUGUGUACAUUCAUAUAUAAAGUAUAAAAACACUGUACAUGAACUACUGUAAAUAUGCUGAUGUUGAUCCACCAGGCGUCGGGCCUGUCAGUGAUUUGAGUAGUCGGCUGCUCGUCAGUUCUCUGACUGAUGAAGAGCAGCUUCUCUUUUUGUUUCCUUCCUGUCUCCACAUCAUGGAUUUUAACUCUGUGAACAUCGAAUCCUAAUCGAUUUCAAAGCUGUGUUUGCACACGUCCCCGGCAGUGCCUGCUCAUCUCAAUGCUUCAGAAAGAGCGCCCCCUGGUUCCUGCUCGAGACAAAGCCUUUGAUAUCUGUCCGCUCCGAGUGGUUCAGAGCUUCAACCCUUCAGAACCUUCUGCUCCUAUGACAGGACGUGUCGGUCCUCGAGGAUCCAUCAGGUGCUCGGUGCCUUGAGAGCACAGAGCAGCUCGAGGUCCACGUUCAGCUCAUUCUCCCACAGAGCAGCUGUCUCUGAGGAUUUCUUGGUUUUUUAGUUUUGAUCAAAGUCAUAUUCCUGUGAAGGUUUUAUUUUAGUGAUUUUUAAACUAUUUUUUAUUCUUGCUGUUUGGAUGUUACUCUGUUCUGAUGAUGCAGCUCAUCCUGUCAGCAGAGCUGGAGACUAAUAAAGUUUAUUCAACACGUGCA
Molecule: messenger RNA, 4287 nt
Organism: Platichthys flesus (European flounder)
Lineage: Eukaryota; Metazoa; Chordata; Actinopteri; Pleuronectiformes; Pleuronectidae
Gene: ehd4
Product: EH-domain containing 4
Exons: 8
Coding region: 228-1865 (545 amino acids)
Biological process (GO): endocytosis; endosomal transport
Cellular component (GO): cytoplasm; plasma membrane
Molecular function (GO): GTP binding; protein binding; calcium ion binding
Source: RefSeq, a predicted model, not a curated record